AUGGUGCGGUUUGUCAUGCUCGCGGUGUGCGCCGCCGUGCUUCUGCUCGCCGUGGCGGCGGGCGGCGCGGCGGCGCAGGGCGUGGGCUCGGUCAUCACGCGGCAGGUGUACGACACCAUGCUGCCCCACCGGGACGACUCCAUCUGCGAGGCCAAGGGGUUUUACACGUACGAAGCCUUCAUCGCCGCCGCCAGCACCUUCCCGGAGUUCGGCACCACCGGCAGCGCAGACGACGUGAAACGCGAGCUCGCUGCCUUCUUCGGCCAGACCUCGCACGAGACCACCGGUACGUCAGUCGGAGGACCCCAGUUCCAAUGGGGCUACUGCUUCAAGGACCAGAUAGACAAGACCAUGCUUGCACCCUACUAUGGACGGGGACCGAUUCAAUUAACAGGGCAGUCCAACUACGAUCUCGCCGGCAAAGCGCUGAAAUUGGAUCUGGUAAACAACCCGAACCUGGUGUCCACGGAUGCCGAGGUGUCCUUCAGAACGGCCAUGUGGUUCUGGAUGACGGCGCAGGACAACAAGCCGUCGUGCCACGACGUUGCCCUCCGCCGCUGGACGCCGACGGCCGCCGAUACCGCCGCUGGGCGGGUUCCCGGCUACGGAGUGAUCACCAACAUCAUCAACGGCGGGAUCGAUUGUGGCAAAGGCAUGAACCCUUCGAACGUCGACCGCAUCGGCUACUACACGCGCUAUUGCGGCAUACUCGGCACGGCCACCGGGGACAACCUCAACUGCUACACCCAGCAGAACUUCGCUACCUAG
Messenger RNA from Triticum turgidum subsp. durum (durum wheat), 768 nucleotides. Lineage: Eukaryota; Viridiplantae; Streptophyta; Magnoliopsida; Poales; Poaceae. The record is from the annotation of a GenBank genome assembly.